AUGGCUGUAUCAGUAAGAUGCUGGUCUCUAGGUUCGAAUAACUUUCGUUUUUCUAUUUUCUCAAAUAAACACCUUAAGGAAUACUUUUUAGGAUGGAAUUUCUCUUCUUUUAGUUUUGUUUUUUUUUUGUUUUUUGGGGGUUUUUUUUCACAUCCCAUCACGAUUUCGACCGAAGAAUUCUCCGGUUACCACUCUUGUGAAACUGGUAAAUAUUUAGCGUAUUAUUUUCCCGAUCUCCAACAUUUGGGUGAUUGCAUUGUUUGUUCUUUAUAUAACGUCCGUCAUCGUCGUCCCACCGAUUUGAAUCCCCCUUCUUGUCUGUCAAGUAACGCCGUCCUGUUUGAAUUUGUCCCUCCAAGUCCGUUCAUACCCUGCUACAAACUCCGGCUUGUUCACCUUACUCUACCCAAUCCCCGGCUAAUUCGGUUCCGGCUAUGGCCAGUGCGGCAUCUGUCUAUUCCCUCCGAGCAGUUUAUAUCCGUCUCAUCUCGCACGGCCAGUUCGUAUCCAUCGCACCCGACCCGGCCAAUUUGUAUCCGUCGAAUUAAAACUCGGCCAGUUCGCAUCCAUCGAAUUAAAACUCGGCCAGUUCGCAACCGUCGAAUUAAAACUCGGCCAGUUCGCAUCCGUCGAAUUAAAACUCGGCCAAUUCGCAUCCGUCGAAUUAAAACUCGGCCUGUUCGCAUCCAUCAAAUUCAGCCCAGUCAGUUCGCAUCCAACCCGGCUAGUUCGCAUCCGUCGCAUCAAGCGCGGCCAGUUCGCGUCUGUCCCGUUCAGCCCGGCCAGUUCGCGUCUGUCCCGUUCAGCCCGGCCAGUUCGCGUCUGUCCCGUUCAGCCCGGCCAGUUCGCGUCUGUCUCGUUCAGCCCGGCCAGUUUGCAUCCUCUUCAUCCAGCCCGGCCAGUUUGCAUCCUCUUCAUCCAGCCCGCACUUUUCCUGUCUGUCCAUCCAUGCCAGCUUACUCACAUCUCUCUCUUUGUCUAUUUAGCAAUCCGUGUCUGUUCGCAACUAGCUACCGCUCUUUAACUUCACCUCUACCACCGAAGCAUCUAAAAGAAUUAGGUGCACAAACGGCAUUUCAAUCGAGAAAACACUUCUGCCAAUUCAAAUAG
This is a messenger RNA of Acanthosepion pharaonis, 1110 nucleotides long. The record is from the annotation of a GenBank genome assembly. Lineage: Eukaryota; Metazoa; Mollusca; Cephalopoda; Sepiida; Sepiidae.